This is a messenger RNA of Glycine soja, 746 nucleotides long. RefSeq lists its product as uncharacterized. Bases 97 to 462 code for a protein of 121 amino acids. The transcript has 3 exons. Gene Ontology annotation, cellular component: chloroplast envelope. The record is from RefSeq and is a predicted model, not a curated record. NCBI's taxonomy places the organism in Eukaryota, Viridiplantae, Streptophyta, Magnoliopsida, Fabales, Fabaceae.
GAUAAAAUAGAGAUAAUGUAGAAUUUGUGUCUAUGAGAGGUCGGUUUAUCAGAUGAGAUUUGUGUGUGAAGAGAAUAGCGAAUAGCGAAGGUGGAAAUGUCGAAAGGCGGUUCGCUUCAAAAGGACGUGCCAUGGAGAGCAUCGUCUUCUUCUGCGAAGCCCAUCCCCAAAAUUCACCACAGUCCCCUUCUUCGCGUAUCCCAAACACCUGUUUCCGAUUACGGUAUCUCCGUCAUGAGGCAUCCGGACCCUAUAGGUGGUGGAUUGGGUCAUGAGGCCAUAGUGGAACCAGCUGGCCCUGAUUGUCUCGUACCUGGCCAGAAAAUGCCCAUCCAAUUACUUGGCCUCCAGGUCUGGCCAAUCCAUGUUGACCUGAAGUUUUUGGAACCAGUUGGGCGAGAACUUAAGAUGCUUGGAAAGGUGAAGGCCUCUUUUCUAAACCAAUGCACGGCAUUCAAAUAACAAGUUGCUACUAGCCAAAUAUAUAUGCUCUUGUCCUCUGAAAAUUGAAUUUAAAGUUAUUGCACUUGCACCAUGUGAUAACAUCUACGUUGAUUACUGUUGGGUUUAUAGGGGGACAGAGAGAGAGAUGGGAUGGAAUAUGCUUGAGUGAAAUUUCUUUCUUAUGAAGUAUACCCUUGAUGCAAAAUGUCCGUAUAGUUAUUCUUAAUUUCUUACCACUUCCUGUGAACUAGUUAAACUUAAAAUACAUAAAUAAAGCUCUAAUCUUAAAUAUUGCAGUUGCU